UGCUUUACAUUAAACUCUGUGGAUAAGCUGCUUCUACGCCGAUCAAAAACGCCGCCGACGAUAAUCUCACCGGCGCCACCACCCAACCCACACCGUCGAUCUAUCAACCCAAACACAAUCUCUCCGAUGGCACUUUCUUGCCGUGACACACUAAUCCUUAUCUUCCAGAAGCUUACCGUCGCCGAUCUAGCGCGAGCGAGCUGCGUCUGUAAAGUUUGGAACUAUGUAGCAACAGAGGACGAUCUCGUUGUAUCGGCGUUCACAUCGCCGUGGCGGAUCAAAGAGCUUGUUGGAAGACCAGCUUCUGGUUCGUUCUGGAGAGACAACGGAAUCUGGAAAUUUGCGAUUUCUCAUCGGAUUUGUCGUGGUGAUAGUGUUACUAGCCUCGCCGUUAAAUACUCCGUUCAGGUUAUGGACAUAAAGCGGCUAAACAACAUGAUGAGCGACCAUGGGAUUUACUCAAGAGACAGACUGCUAAUCCCGAUAAGCAACCCCGAAAUUCUUGCAAACACAACAUGCUACGUAGAGCUAGACAAAUACGCCAAACGCGAAGUAGCUGUGCUUUACCUCGAAGGUGCACCAAAAAGAGAACAACCUGUAUCUGAUAUGAAUAAACUAUCCAACUUAUCAGCCGAUGGAAAACGAAGACUGAUUGAAUCUCUAAGGAGAAGCAUGCAAGUCGACGAUGGAACCGCUUUAUACUACUUGGCUAUCGCUGAAGGAGAUCCGAGAUCCGCAUUGUCCGAAUUCUCGGCUGAUCUUAAGUGGGAGAGGCAGGCUGGUCUCAACUAGGAUUGGCUAAGUAAGCUCCAAAGGUAUAUGAGUGUUUAUAAUGUAUAUGAUAAAUCAAAAUAUUGUUGUCUUUUCGAUAAGAAAUAUACAUUCAACCAUGUUAAGUAUAAGUAUACUUCAUAAAUCGAUAAAGUUCUUCUUUCACGGUA
Capsella rubella is the source of this 941-nucleotide messenger RNA. RefSeq names its product F-box protein At1g55000. Gene Ontology annotation, molecular function: protein binding. Bases 127 to 792 code for a protein of 221 amino acids. Lineage: Eukaryota; Viridiplantae; Streptophyta; Magnoliopsida; Brassicales; Brassicaceae. The record is from RefSeq and is a predicted model, not a curated record. The transcript is spliced from 2 exons.